CCUCCUCUCGAAGAGGAGAAAUACCAAACCGCAUAAAAACCCGAUAGAAACGCUCGAAACAUCAAACUUUCAGAUUUCUCCUCCCUUUUCCCCUCUCUCUCUCUCUUUCACUUUCUUCCGCCCAUUAACAUUCUUUUCUUCUAUCUUUUCAAGUGCCCAAUAGAAAACAACGCCACUUGAUUUCAAUAAUUCAAACUCCACCCAUUUUUUUAUCAUUAUAAAAAUCACCCCUACUACCAUCUUCAUGUAUCAGCAGCGGAAUCUUCCAAUCAUCUUCUGGUUGUUAGUUUUAGCAACACCCGUCGCGAAAUGAAGGAUCGCAGGAGGCGCGGCGACGUCGUUUCGUGGAGUCGAUUCUUCUGGUGUACUCUUUUCGUCGUCUUCUCUGUCGUCCUCUUUACCGUCUCCACUUUUCGCCACUAUUUCGGAGAGAAAUUUCAACCGGAAAUCGUCUACGCAUGGAGACGGCCGGCGCUCGAGGCCACCGCCGUGCUCAGCGCCUCACCGGCGAAACCUUCGAUUUUAAUUCGGGAAACCGUUAUGUUACCAGACCAGGUUCUGUUAUUCCUAAAUUACCCUCAGUCAUCUCGUUUAUUUACAAAAGAGGACAUAAGUUGCGUGUAUCUUUCUGCCAACUCAUCAUCGUCAUUAUUAAAGCCCCUGCCUCCUAAUCAAAUACACGGUCGCGAUCUGAAUGAUCAGAUCGUGCGGUGUCCACUUAAUCCACGUGGCUCUACCGUUUCACUUGAGUUAAAAUCAGGUGGUGGUUUUGUAAACGCUGGGUCCACUCACAAGUGGGACUCGCUUGUUUAUGAAGCUAUGCUGGACCGGGACAAUACGACUGUCGUUUUUGUUAAAGGGUUUAAUUUACGGCCUGAUAGAAUUUACAACGCUUCUAAAUUUGAGUGCGUGUACGGUUGGGAUUUCAGGACACCGAAAUUUAUAUUAAGAUCCAACGUUUUAUCAAUAGCUCAAGAGAUUGCACGGUGUCAAACCCCUUUAAGCAUACUGAAUAAUCCAGCAAAAGUGAACAAUUCUAUAAAGGUUUCAAUUCGAUUGAAAGGUAGAGGAACUUUACACUCCAUAGCCCGGCCUGGGUUCGGCUCAUUGACGGAUUCGGGACCGAAUCUGGGACCCGGGAAGCCGCAUGAAAUGUGCAUAUGCACAAUGUCGCGGAAUCAAGGCAGGUUUUUAAAGGAAUGGGUGAUGUACCAUGCCCGAAUUGGAGUCCAGCGUUGGUUUGUUUACGAUAACAAUAGUGAAGAUGAUAUUGAUAGUGUUGUAGAGUCUUUAAUUGAUGCCAAUUAUAAAAUUUCGAGGCACAUUUGGCCUUGGGUUAAGACCCAAGAGGCGGGGUUCGCUCAUUGUGCAUUAAGGGCUCGAAGCGUAUGUGAAUGGGUUGGGUUUAUUGAUGUAGAUGAGUUUCUUCACUUGCCAACCGGGUUAAAUUUGCAAGAUGCUAUACGGAAUCAAUCGGAGUCUAAUGGUAACAAUGUGGCCGAGCUACGGAUUCCUUGCCAUAGUUUCGGACCGUCCGGGUUGAAACACGUACCGGUACAAGGUGUUUCUGUAGGUUACACUUGUCGGAUGACGGUACCGGAGAGACACAAGAGUAUAGUGAAACCGGAGGCGUUGAAUUCGACAUUGAUAAAUGUGGUGCACCAUUUUCAUUUAAGGGAUGGUUUUAGAUAUGUGAAUGCGGAUAGGGGGAUUCUGGCUAUUAAUCAUUACAAGUAUCAAGUUUGGGAGGUGUUUAAGGAGAAGUUUUAUAGGAGGGUAGCGACUUAUGUGGUUGAUUGGCAGAAUGAGCAAAAUGUUGGGUCGAGGGACCGAGCCCCGGGCUUAGGGACCCGAGCAGUAGAGCCGGCGGAUUGGUCGAGUAGGUUUUGUGAAGUGACUGACACGGGGCUUAGAGAUCGAGUAUUGCAAAGUUUUAAGGACCCAUUAACCAACCUUCUGCCAUGGCAAGAUGAAUGAAGCUGAGCUGCGAGGAAUUUGGGUUUUCUUUUUCUUUCUUUUGAAAAUUUUGGUAGUUUUGUUUGUUUUGGUUAAUUAUGGUGAUGUAAAAAUUGUGUAAGUAGAUAAAUUCUUUGUGUAGAUACAUGUGGUUAAUCAUACAGAGAAAUUACAAAAUGUAGUGCCAUGUGCUUUGUACAGUUGUUUCACAAUUUAUGGAAUUAUGAAAGAAAUUAUGAUU
This is a messenger RNA of Mercurialis annua (annual mercury), 2197 nucleotides long. RefSeq names its product glycosyltransferase family 92 protein RCOM_0530710-like. The transcript is spliced from 2 exons. NCBI's taxonomy places the organism in Eukaryota, Viridiplantae, Streptophyta, Magnoliopsida, Malpighiales, Euphorbiaceae. The record is from RefSeq and is a predicted model, not a curated record. Bases 310 to 1977 code for a protein of 555 amino acids.